Molecule: messenger RNA, 894 nt
Organism: Schistocerca gregaria
Lineage: Eukaryota; Metazoa; Arthropoda; Insecta; Orthoptera; Acrididae
Gene: CCHa1
Exons: 5
Coding region: 17-502 (161 amino acids)
Source: RefSeq, a predicted model, not a curated record
UGCUCUGACCGCCACGAUGAGCCGCCGCAGCCACAGCGGACCUCUGGCCGCGCUGGCGGUCGCCGCACUCGCCGUCGCCUUCCUCUGCGCCGCAGCCGAGGGGUCGUGCCUCAGCUACGGGCACUCCUGCUGGGGAGCGCACGGGAAGCGCAGCGGCGGCGGCGGCGGGGCUUCCCCGCGGCUGGGCCUGGUGCCGGACGACGCGCGCUGGACCGUCUCGCGGCUGGUGGCGGCGCCGGCGCUGUGGCAGGUGGCCGCCGGCGACGCCGACGUCGACGACGUGGGGGGCGGCGUCGGCGCCAGGGGCGGGCGCCGGGGGCAGGCGGCUCCCGGCCAGCCGCUGCUCGACGAGGGGCCGGAGGCGGUGGAGGCGGAAGGCGUCCCGGAGGCGGGCGGGCGGCGGCAGGCGGGGGCGGUGCUGCUCAUGUCUGGACAGCCCCCGGCCAUCGACCUGCUGCAGCUGCUGAGCCAGGGAGCAAUGGCGCGCGCAGCGGCCGAGUGACGAACUACGUCUUCUGAGGGGAAGUCCCGCGCCAGCGGAGCCAGUGCUGCCGUAAUAUGAAAAGCCGAAAGGGGAAAAAACAAAACGACAGCUUUCAACGUCUCUGCGGCCUCCCAGCGUUCCCCCCAGACCUUCCCAAAAAACGUCCCAAAAAGUAGGAUAAAUAGAAAAAAAGUAAUAAAAACGAACUACCUUCCCGACACCCCAUUACCACAAAGCCACUCUGCAAACCCCUGCAACACAACCCGACCCUGCGUGAAUGUAUUCUGCAGUAUCGGCGCUAUCUAGAGAUCUCUUAACCGUGUUUACUUGUACCUGCGUUACCUUUCUAGUUGUCGCGCUGAUGUAUCCUUUCGCGUAAGUGUGUAAGCAAAUAAAAUUUGUCUUCUUUU